Messenger RNA from Phytophthora nicotianae INRA-310, 1255 nucleotides. RefSeq lists its product as hypothetical. Lineage: Eukaryota; Oomycota; Peronosporomycetes; Peronosporales; Peronosporaceae. The transcript has 4 exons. The record is from RefSeq and is a predicted model, not a curated record. Gene Ontology annotation, molecular function: dioxygenase activity. The coding region runs from base 5 to 934 and encodes 309 amino acids.
CACGAUGUGGAGUGCACGUCUCCGUUGUCAAUCACGCGCGGCGCUAGGCGCCCGAAGCUUCUCGUCACCGCGCGUGAUGACAGCAUCCAAGGUGGCGUUGCAGCAACUGCCGCUUGUAGACGUUUCCCCGUUGGUGGAAGCUGCGAACAGCGGUCGCAGCCUGGCUCCUGAGACCAAGAGGCAGAUUCUGGAUGACAUGCGCUCUGCCUGCAUCGAAACGGGAUUCUUCACGGUCCCUACGGAAGGAGUGUUGUCCAACCAGCUGAUCCAGGCAGCGUACCGUCGAGCGGACGAGUUUAUCGCUCUCCCCGAUCCGAUCAAACAAAAAUACCACUGCAAACGCUCGCCCAAUGCUCGAGGCUGGACACCCAUGUUUGAGGAACCGUCGUACCAACCAGAUGUGGUUUCGCACUUGGAAGGCUUCGACUUAGCGCGUGAACUGCCGGAGACGUAUGUGAAGGAGGGGUCGAGUUUGGGGCCGAAUGUCUGGCCAGUUGAAGUACCGCGCUUCCGCGAGGACGUAUACGCUUUGUACGAGGAGACCACCAAGCUCUCGACAGUGCUGUUCAAGAGUUUUGCUGAGAUGCUUGGACUACCGGCCGACACGUUUCUGCAACACGUGGACGAAGAAGCGGAAGCAUUCAUGCGACUACUGACGUACCCUGAGACGGUUGCCGCUGUGAAGAAUUCAACGGUUGGGAUUGCUUCGCAUACGGAUUUCGAAUGCUUCACUAUUAUUCAUCAGAAUGGCGAGGGCUUGCACUUGAUAAACCGCCAGGGUGUCUGGGUUGAAGCCCCCGUGUGUGAUGACAGGUACACUAUUGCUCGUGUUGAUUUGAACGGUGAUCAAUCGCGUACAAACGUUGGUUUUCCCUCGACAGGCUCUUCGUCAUGGUUGGUGACAUGCUCGAGCACUGGACGAACGGAGUUCUAGUUGCGACUGAGCAUCGUGUGUGCAACUCGGAGAAGAAGCGUCAGUCCAUCGUACGCUUUAAUGGCGCGAAUGGCGACACCAUUGUCGAGCCACUACCAACGUUCGUGACACCGGAGAAUCCGCCUCGAUACGCGAGAAUGACGCAGCGCGAACAUAUUACUCACCAAAUCGAGCUGGCAGAGCAGCUCCUGCAAAAAACCAAGUCAGAGGCGCAUGCGUGACGUUGGCAUAGCACCUACACUUGACGAAAAUGAGCGUACCAUACUCGAGCUCAACAAUUAAAAUUGGAAAGUUCACCUCUUUGAACUCACGUUUCUUUUA